UUUUGCAAGCUGGCCUGCAUUGAUGAUCUGCCAAACAGGGGCACAAUUAAGCUUUUGAUAUUGGAGGAUGCCAUGACUAGCUCUGGGGUGUCAUUGAGUAAUCCACACUUAUCAAUUUCACAGCAUCCAGGACAACCGAGUGACGACUUUGAGGUGCCAACCUUUUCACAUGAUCUUGAAUUGUAACUGAGAGAGGGAAAUCAAGGAUAUGACCAAUUUGGAAGACAACUGGUGUUGACCAGAAACCAAAGACAACAGAUUUUGGAUGGCGUGGCAAAAGCUAUGUAUGAGAGGAAUGAGUAUCCAAGUGAGUGUGACUUUGAAGAUGCUGCAGAAGCCUUAGUCCACCGACAUACAUGCCUUGCUGACAAUGGGUCACCAAAAGGGUGAGAGGGAUGGAAGAAUGGCCUUAAGUUUAAAGUAGGCAAAUACAGAACGAAUCUAGGCAGAGAAAGGUGUCCUGAGGUUGGUAAAAAAAAGUGCCAAAAAAAGGAAAGAUCCAGAACCACCACUAAAACACACCGUUUACUGUGGCCCAGUCAACCUCUCACAGUUCCCGCAAUCAAAAGUUGAAGCAGAUCUGGAAAAGCUAAGGACCGAUAUUGCUCUUGAGAUUAAGAAGACACACAAAGUCUUGGCUGGAAUCAAUCACUGUAUGGGAAAGACAUUUGCCCUGAGAAGACAGGAGAUUCUGAACAGCAGUCCUAAAAUACAGACAGUGGAGAAUAGAUGGCUGGCAUUAUUUCUAGAGUCACAGGUAUUGCUUUGGCCUGGUUGCAGGGUUUACAUUAUGUUACAAUGUAAAAAAAACAUUGUAUUGGUAUUGGUAUUGAGUUAUUGUCAUUCAGUAAGUGCCUGGUAAUGUAUAAUCGCAUUAAGUACAGAAAACUUCUGUGUCUUUAAAAAAUAUAUUUAAUCUACAGAUAUGUGCUGAACCUGCAGCGAUCGUUCUUUGCUGCACUAGACCAUCACACUGAACGCUUGCUGGCUUUAUCCCGGGAGGCGCAGGGACAGAUGGGGAGCAUUGGACAUCGGCUUUCUGCCAUUCUGAAGAUGUAUGAUGAAAUGGUUUGUUACUUUCUAAUUUACAUAUUUGGUCAGUUUUCUUGGUCUGUGCGGGCACUCCCCCUAUUUAUUAUUUGAUUUAAUUCUUUACCAUUUUCCAAACCCCACCUGCAGUGUACAUAAAAUUGGUUUGGGGUGAAAUGGUAGUAAAAGGAGAGUUGUGUCUCGAUUAGGGAUUGAGCCUAUGGAUAGCCAUACUGGUUUAAAAUCACAGUGCAUAUAUACUUUUCCCAUUUGUCCUCUGAAAGUUGAUUUAUUAAUGUUCUGUCUGUGUCCUUUUAGCAAUCAAGGGACGUGAAUGUCAGUCGAACGGCUGCCCUUCAUUGUCUCCCAGCAGUACUUAGUGAAAGCGACUCAGAGGUGUUCAAAACCUGCAAGGUUGGUUAAUAUACUUACAGGGUUAUUACAGAGUUUAAGACUGCUCCUUUUAAUAUUGACUUGCCUUGCCCAGAAAUCACAACACAUCUUCCACAUUGGUUGAUCUGUAUUUCACACUCUUCUGGUUGUCAUACUGUAAGAACAUGAGUCAAGAAAUCCUCGUGUCCUCAUUGGUCCAGUCUGCAUACUUGCUAUCAUCUCUGAUGAUGAAGAUGCAGUCUCCCUUCAGCCACACCAAGUCUCCAUUAUCCUCGAAGAUAGAUUGGUGAUGCACAGCUUCCAAUCCUGGCCAGAUGCUUUUCUCGCUCAUUUUGGCCUGGUUUAUGCUCUACAUCUGGAUUACCCAAAACCCAUGUCCAGCUCAUUUCUAUUAAUUCAGCAAGUGUUCCUUAACGUUGAUUCCGAAAAGCUCAAAUCAAAAGUUUUGGCCUUGAAAAAUAAACUGUAA
Coregonus sp. 'balchen' is the source of this 1891-nucleotide messenger RNA. The record is from the annotation of a GenBank genome assembly. Lineage: Eukaryota; Metazoa; Chordata; Actinopteri; Salmoniformes; Salmonidae.